GAAAAUUUGGCAAUUAAAUUGAAUCUGUGAAUAUUAGAGUUUAACAAUGAAUAUAAACUUGCCGAAUUUUAAUAUGAAAAACCUCGUUAAAGAGGCGGGCAGCACAAUAUCGCGAGUGGUGCAGCUGACGGAGGAAAAGUUGGGCACCACAGAGCGCACCGAAUAUGAUUUACACUUCCAAAGUCUGGCCGAACGCGCGGAUGUGACAAAGUCAUGGACCGAGAAGAUUGUGCGGGACACAGAAUCGGUGCUCAUACCGAAUCCACAGAACCGUGUGGAGGAUUUUAUAUUCGAAAAAAUAGAUAAAUCGAAGCCUAAGCGCCUCAGCAACUUGGAGCAUUUGGCAUUGAAUAUGAUAGAAGCGGGUGGCGACUUCGGCCAGGAUAUGCCUUAUGGACAGGCAUUAAUAAAGGUGGGUCAAGCUGAGCAGAAGCUGGGCCAGCAUGAGCAUGAUUUCAUAGCCACCUCGGGAAUUUGCUUUACGCAACCAUUGCGCAAGUUUCUUGAAGGUGAGAUGAAGACAAUAAGCAAGGAGCGCGGCAUACUGGAGACUAAACGCUUGGACUUGGAUGCCUGCAAGAAUCGUGUGAAGAAGGCACGCAGCAUGCUGGGUCAGCAGGCGAAAGAUGGCAUUUCGCCAGAGGCUGUCUUGGAACAGGCCGAACGUGAUUUGCGUGUGGCACAGGCCGAGUUCGAUCGUCAGUCGGAGAUAACUAAGCUACUGCUGGAUGGCAUUAGCACAUCUCAGGCAUCGCAUUUGCGGCAUCUUCAUGCCUUCAUACAGACACAGGUGCGCUACUACAAGCAGUGUGGCGACGUCAUGGAGCAAUUGCAGCGCGAAUUGGCCAAAAUGCAGCCAGCCAAGCCGCGCCUGCGCAUCAAUAGCGAAGAUGUCGACGGGCCUCCCAGCAUUGCUUCGGCGCAUUCUUUUGACUCUGAUACAACUUCCAUUGCACUAGCACUAGCUGUAGAAAGCGAUCACGAGUCUGAUAGUGAUAGUGCGCAUUUAUAUCGCAGCAUAGACAUUGGCCAAGCCAAGGCGCUCACACAUCUGCUGGAAGAGUUUGAAAUUGAGUUCGAUACGAGCGCCAUAACAACAGUUAUUUUUGUAGCUGAAUGCUCACCCAUUAAUGAGGAUUACAUGUACGGCAAGCAGGGUCUGAUGAAGGGCUUGGUGCCUCGUGCUUUUGUCGAGAUGCUUGAUGAUGAGCACGAUGUUACACUCUAAGUUAAGCUCUAAGUGGCAUUUCAGCAAAAUUAACACAAAUUGGCAAUUUGUAGUACAUAAUCGAACAAAAAUACGCUUCAUCAUAAAAUACUCAUAGAUGUUUAGCGAAAGGCAAAUGAGACAAUUACAUAGUUCAUACAUGAAUACAUAUGCAGAUUAUGCAAGAGAGUACAAUAAUUUAUCAGAAUAUACAUAUACUAUACAUAUAUAUAUUAUAUUAGUUGGUAUAGCCAGAUUGAAAAUGAGAAAAGAGUAAGCAUUGCCUGCACUAGCUUAAUCCCCUGUGUUUGAUAUGCUCCACUAAAGUGCAUUCCAGCAACAACUAAAAUCCAUAUAGGCUCAUCACAACGCAUUCCUGCUACUUGCUCAGCUUCAUUUAGCCAAUAACUAAUUAUAUACACACAUAUAUAAAUACUAUAUAUAUACACGCAAACACUAUAUAUACAAAUAUUUAAUGAAUCUCCUGUUAAACGCUAAAC
Messenger RNA from Drosophila busckii, 1707 nucleotides. It is a transcript of the gene EndoB, whose product is annotated as endophilin-B1. Gene Ontology annotation, molecular function: protein binding. The coding region runs from base 47 to 1228 and encodes 393 amino acids. Gene Ontology annotation, cellular component: cytoplasm; membrane. Gene Ontology annotation, biological process: membrane organization. The record is from RefSeq and is a predicted model, not a curated record. The transcript has 8 exons. NCBI's taxonomy places the organism in Eukaryota, Metazoa, Arthropoda, Insecta, Diptera, Drosophilidae.